UGGCCGUUAUCACACACAGUUCUGUUUUAGUCUCGUGAUUUGCGCUAAUCUCGCGUCAAAACUCAUAGAGUGUCUCAUCUUUUUAUUCUCAAAUUUUUGAAAAUGACUGGUUUCGUCUAUAAGGAAUUCUUGCACGACACUGCUGAGGGGAUUUUUUUGCGCGUAUGUGAUAGCGAGGUUAGCAUUGAUAGGAGUGGUUAUCAGAAUGGGAAGUAACCGUAGAUAGAUUCGGCAAGCAACAAAGUUUCAUGUGUAAACAGAUCGGUUACUCCUCUACCAAUAAUUUAGAUGAGACCAGAUAAUAUACAUCUGCCGUAUUAUUUUUUUCUAUAAAAAUCGCAUAAUUUUGCCAGACGACUCUUGGAGAGCGAGCCUUUAACAUCAAGACUUCAGACUUCCGACCUGUAGAGUUGUUUUAACUAUUCCUUAUGGAUUUGCAGCCAGGCAUGAUGAAUUACUCAACAUACUACAACAUGUACGACUAUUAUCUUCCGGAUAAUAAUUCGGAUUAUUUUACACCUCAUCCAGAUCACUUUAUCCCACCACCAGUUCCUGGACAUAUCAAGAUAAUUUUUACUGUGGUGUAUUCCAUUAUUAUGCUCUUUGCACUCUCUGGAAACACUCUGGUCAUUUUUGUCAUCCUGGGUAACAAGUCUCUACGAAACGUGACCAACAUGUUUCUGAUCAGCCUCGCCAUCAGUGACAUUUUUAUUUCCGGGUUCAAUAUUCCUCUUGGUUUACUAUAUAACUUUAAUGGAGAAUGGACGCACGGGGAGAUCCUCUGUAAGUUUGUGUCCUUUGCCACGAGUGUUAAUGUCAUCGCCAGCAUCAUGACCUUGACGGCUGUAGCUCUAGAAAGAUACUAUGCCAUUUGUCAUCCCCUAAAGAUGCGGUACCUGAAGAAAACCACCCGCGUGGUGGUGGUUAUGAUCGCCAUUUGGAUCUUGGCACUCGCAGUGUCCUCCCCAUUCCUGGUUAUUCAAAGAAUUGGGAAACGUCUGAAAGUAAUCAACGAGCUUCCCGGAUUGGCGUUCGUGGAGGUUUGUGUGGAACACUACGAGACCAAAGCGUUGGAAGAGGCCCACACUCUGGUACAAUUCACCGUAUUUUACUGUGUACCAAUCGGAAUAAUGUUGUUUGCUUACGGCAAGAUCGCCCAUCAGUUGUGGAUCAGGAAACCGAUCGGGGACUCCCAUGACUGGGAGAAAUCCUUGAAGCAGAAGAAGAGCAUCAUACGAAUGUUGAUUGUGAUCGUUCUCAUCUUUCUCUUAAGCUGGUUACCAUUCUUCGCCGUUCAUAUUUACCGCUUUUAUCAUUACGUACCCUAUGAGAACUUCCGUCUGGUGAGUCUUGUCGUUCAGGUCAUCGGGUUCACGAAUUCAGCAUUGAACCCGAUCAUUUACGGAUUCAUGAACCAGAAAUUCAAGCAGACAUUUCGUCAUAUGUACACCAGACUUCGGAUGAAGAUUUACCGAGGGAACAAUGCUUCAGUACAUAGUCAGUCGAGUUCCGCCCCGAACAGUCAAACAGCAGAAAGUGUGGUCUAACGGUGAUGCACGUAGUAACAACUCUUUUUGAACAAGAAAAUACCCAAUUGCAUUGUGGGUCGUUCUAUCAAUGAAUCAUGCUGGUUCAUGUACAUGUGAAUUUAUUCUUAUUAUAAAUCUGUACAUAUAUUUUCAAUUUCUAUGAUAACUUUUAACCCAUGUUGUCUCAGCAUCAGAAAUAUAUUAUAUUUUCAUUAGUUAUUUUCCCUUUGUCAUUUUACUUGUAUACGAGAAUAAAAAUUGAUUGUAUCGAA
Molecule: messenger RNA, 1801 nt
Organism: Magallana angulata
Lineage: Eukaryota; Metazoa; Mollusca; Bivalvia; Ostreida; Ostreidae
Product: QRFP-like peptide receptor
Exons: 2
Coding region: 429-1547 (372 amino acids)
Biological process (GO): G protein-coupled receptor signaling pathway
Cellular component (GO): membrane
Molecular function (GO): neuropeptide Y receptor activity
Source: RefSeq, a predicted model, not a curated record